This is a messenger RNA of Prosopis cineraria, 1174 nucleotides long. RefSeq lists its product as uncharacterized. The record is from RefSeq and is a predicted model, not a curated record. Lineage: Eukaryota; Viridiplantae; Streptophyta; Magnoliopsida; Fabales; Fabaceae. The coding region runs from base 509 to 877 and encodes 122 amino acids. The transcript is spliced from 4 exons.
CAUUAUUGUCAUCAAACCUGAUAGAGAUGGUUCUUUUUGGUGCGUAAUGGCAGAUCCUUCAACGGCUCUUCAAAGGGGCACAUGAGAAAGGAAAAGAGAUCACCUUUAGUCCAGCAGCCACCAAAAGGGAAACCAUCAGAGAUCUGAAUGCUCAACGGAAAAAUAUAAUUCUACAAAAGCAUCGAAGGGCAUACAGACGAACAAGUAGAGGAAGAAAGCAUGGCUGGAAUAAGAAUGUGAAGAUAUUUGCAUUUAUAUGUACGAAGGACGACAUUGCUAAUUCUUGCCUCUACAGCACUCUCAAAUUAAACAGAGUAGGAGGCUAUAACAGAAGACGGCAUUUUUCGCACCCGAAGACGAAGAUGAAGAGAGAAGAAAUAGCGAGAGGAAUAGAAAACAGUAACAAGGUAGAUUCAGUCGCUCACGUGGGAAACAAGGUUUUGCCUAUAACUGAAGAAAGAAAUGAACCACGUGGCACCUCGGAAAUCGAGAUCAAAACAAAGGCGAUAUGAAGAAGGCCAUUUCAAGAAUGAAAGAGUUACUCAGAUGGGCUGCUGCUGUAAAAGCAGAGAAAGUAGGAGAACUUAGUGGAAGGAAGGUUCUGAGGGUCAGGAGAGGGGGAACCCUUGAAGCAGUUCAGGAUGAUGAAGAAGAAGCAAGCAGUGACUCACCCAAGAUCAGUUUCAGAUGGGAAGUGGAAAGCUGCUCCACCACUUCUUCUGCCUUCUCAGUUGUCUCAGAAGCUUCCUCGUCAAAAAAUGGCCAAUCCGCACCUUCAUCGAUUUCCAUCCCGCAUGAAGAGGUUGGCUCUAUCGUUUAUGGAAGGAAAGGGAACUGGAUCACGACAGAUUCUGAAUUUGUGGUGCUGGAACUAUGAAAAAAAUGCAUAGAAGGAAGGUUUUCCGAGCAAGAGUAGCGGUGAAAGUUCUAAAGAGAGGUCAACUUCAUCUUAGUGAUUGUGGUCAACGGGUUUUGUUCAUUUCCAGUUUCUCAGAUCAGAGAGACAGUAAGAUCACGUAACCACUAGAAAAUAGAGAGAAGAUGAGAGAUGUAGGAUCAUUACCUUCAUGAUCCGAAUUCAGUAGAUGGUAUCAAAUGUAUCUUUCCAUGUGCAUGAAAUGACAAAGCUCGUUAGGGGUUUGAUCAAUCAGAUUAUAUGGCUGAUCUAGAAGAA